Colossoma macropomum (tambaqui) is the source of this 3439-nucleotide messenger RNA. RefSeq names its product synemin, intermediate filament protein (gene synm). The record is from RefSeq and is a predicted model, not a curated record. Gene Ontology annotation, molecular function: structural constituent of cytoskeleton; structural constituent of muscle; intermediate filament binding. The coding region runs from base 198 to 3392 and encodes 1064 amino acids. Gene Ontology annotation, biological process: fast-twitch skeletal muscle fiber contraction; intermediate filament cytoskeleton organization. The transcript is spliced from 4 exons. Gene Ontology annotation, cellular component: costamere; intermediate filament; neurofilament cytoskeleton. NCBI's taxonomy places the organism in Eukaryota, Metazoa, Chordata, Actinopteri, Characiformes, Serrasalmidae.
AACGCGCCUUUCACAUCUGCCCCGUAGGCAGAGAUGAUGAUGAGCGCGCCUCCCAUUUCUGCACUUCCACAUUAGUCCGCCUCAGGCUGACAGGAGCACAGCCUCUUUCUCCACACGCACCCAUGACAACGGAGAGAUAAUUUACAGUUUUAACGCAACUUUGUCUAAUUUCGACGGGACGAACAAGUAAGAAGAAGAUGUUUCAGCUGAGGAGACCGUUCGAGAGCGAAAAGCUCCAACUUCAGGAGCUGAACUGCAGGCUCGGCCAGUACCUGUCGAGAGCGAAGCUGCUGGAGCAAGAAAACGCCCGCCUGAUCUCGGAGAUAAACGCGGUGAGGCAGAGCAGGUCUGAGGAGCGGGAGAGCCGACACACGGCCGAGCUGAGAGAGAUGAGGAGGCUUGUGGAGCGCCUGUCCUUCGAGAAGAGCAAGGCGGAGGUGGAGAGAGAGAAACUCCGCCGAGAGUUUCAGGCCCUCCAGGCGCUGUGCUCGGACGAGUGCGCCGUUAGCAGAGGUCUCGGCGGAGAGCUGAGGGACUGCGAGCAGCAGCUCCGCCACGCUCAGCACACCAACGGCGCCCUGGAGCAGCGCCUCGGCGAGCUGCAGCGCGAGUGCGCGUUUCUGGAAGACGCCCACAGAAAGGAAGUGACCCACCUCAGGAGCCAGGUGCACUCGCGUGUGAUACCUGUGGUGACCGAGGUCCGCCGUGGCCCACCGGCGGUUAGCAUGGAGGAGGUGGAGGAAUACGCGCUCCACUUGUCUGAGAGCUGGAUGGAUACGCUCGAGAUGUAUCGCCAGAAGGUCGAGGAAAUGGAGGAGGCCGUGAAAGCGGACCAGGCGAGGCUUGAAGACUUCAGGAAAGAAAGGAUGCAGUACGGCUCGGAGCUGAACAGGCUGCGGGCAGAGGUGGAGAAACACGCCCAGCUGCAGCUGGACCUGGAGGAGCAGCUCAUCAACAUGCAGGAGAACUUUAAAGGAGACAUCAGUCAGUACCAGAUGAUCGUUGAAGAGCUGGAACAUGAGCGCCAGCUUUUGGCCAACACUAUUUCAGAAAAGCUGAAGGACCAUCAGGACCUUCUACAGGUUAAGAUGGGGCUCAGUCUGGAAGUGGCAGCAUACAGGGCGCUACUGGAAGGAGAAGGAAAACAUGCUCAGAUGAGGUCUGAUCAGCAUUCAAGAGAGAGAAUAAUAGAUAUCAAAUUACCUUCUCAGUACGCUCCAAGGGUCUCCACCCGUCAGCCAGAAGUGAGAAGGCAUUACACAGGAUAUGAUGUGAGGUAUAUGGAGCCCAUUUCCAGCAUUAGAACCUCUACUGUAUCCAGUCAGUUUGACUCCCAAAGAGCCUCCAGGGUUGUGCCCAUCGCUGUGUCAAAACAUGCCCAUCAGAGUCCUGCUGCAAGAAGGGAUAUGAUCUCUUUCACCAAAGCAACUCAAGCAGCAGCUGCAGCAAGUGCAGCCAAACCUGGAGUCUCAGCCAGUGACAGAACCAAAGAAGUGAUGGAGGAGAAGAGUGUGAAAAUCAAAGGGUUGUCACAGGACCAGUCAGUAACAGGAAGCAAAUUAGUCUCCACUGCCUCACCAACAGCAGAACAGAAAUCAGUGAGAGUUGUAUCACCUCCCAUGAUGAGCCUGAGCACCAAUAAGGAAAGCCAUCAGAAAGUUGUUGAUAAGCAAAACGAGAGAAGGUAUGAGAGAGCAGAAACAGAUUAUACCAAGGUAACAGUGAAAUCUGGUGAAGUACAGUUUGUCCAAGAAGAAGAGUUCAAACAUGAAGAUCGGAAAGAUUUGAAAGAGUCUGUAAAUGUGGAACCAAAGAAAUUUGCAGGAGAGGAAAAAGUAUUGGACUCUGUGUCCAUGGAAGAAAUUGUUGAGAAGGUCAUGAAGCCUGCUGGCAUGGAUACAAAGCUUAGUCCAUCCACUGACUCAAAGAUCACAUAUCAUGUAGAGAAAACACAGCAAGAGGAUGGAAGCACCAAGACUCAGAUAGUCCUGCAAUCAAAAGUGGAAGAGAAUCUGGAUGUGUCGGAUGACUCUGCUCUGGAGAAACUCCUCAGUAAGGGAGUGAAAAAAGUCUCCCUGGAGGAUAUUGAGGGAACCCCAACAGGAGGCAUGAUUCAAAAUCUGCUAAGUCUUGGUCUGAAAGGUGAAAGUCUAGAAAACAAGUCUGUUAAUGUGGAGAUAAUAGAGGAACCAGUGGAAUCUCAAAGUGAUGAAGAAGGGGAGGUUGAAAUUGAGGAGACUGUUGAGGUGAAAGCUAAACCUUACUUCAAACCUUCAACAAUGUUCUUCCAGAUUGAAGAGCCAGAAAAUGAACCUCCGCCAACUGAACAAUAUGAGAGUGCCAGUGAGACUGUGGCAACUUCAGGGUAUGGCGAGAGUGGAUCUGUGCAGGUCCAGGAGGUGUCCAAAGAGGAGAGUCUCCCCUACUAUUCCCAGGGCCAAGAGUCUCAAGAGUACUUUGUUUCCACCCCUGAAGACAAUAUGUCGGAAUCUGAGGAGGGUGGUGGAUUUAUGUCUUAUGGACAUUAUGGAGUGGUGGAUGACCUUUCAGAUGAGAGAUACUACCAGGAAGAAGGUCCUCCUACAAACAGAAGAUACUCAGAUGAAGAUGACAGUAAUAGAGAGUCACCUGAAUAUGUCAAAAGAGACCCUUUUCCACAGUGUAUCAUUGAGGAGGAGAUACGCGUUUCUCCCAUAGUGCAAGAGUCGAUGCUAGAGAUCCUGAAAGAGGAGUCUCUGGACCCAAGAGAGCAGCUGAGGGGGGCCCUGGAACAGCUGGAGGGCACAGUGUCUGGAUCACUGAAAGAAGAACUUGCUGUUCUCACAAAGGCUGGUGAGACCUCUGAGAGUGUCUCUGUUGACAUUAAGAAGGUAGACCCUGCAGACGAUGGAACAAUGACCUUUGUAGCAGAGCUCAAUGUUUCUCAGACUCUGGAGGAGUCUGGGCUGCUGGAUGAUCAGACAGAUGACCUGUCCCAAGAACAGGUUUUGGCAGCACUGCAGUCCUCAAACCCUGGACUCCACCAGGCCCUCAGUGCUGGAGCUGGUGGAAGCUAUACCAUGACAGUCUCCAAAGAGGAGGUCCAAUCAGAGGGAAUGCCAUGGAUGACCAGCCUAGAAGAAACUGAAGACUGGAGCACGGCUGGUGAAGCUGGAAAAACAGAAAAAGUCAUCAAGCUGGGGCCUGCUGAGAAGUCCUUCACAUUUCAAAUGGAUAUCAACAACAGCUCAUCUGGGUCAACAAGCUUAGAAGGGGUGGAUUCCCAAGGACAGAGAGGCGAUGGAGCCAGUGUCCAAGAGUUCCUACAGACCCAGAUGAUUGACCCUUCUUUAAAGGUCCGACAUGAGAAAAAAAUUGCUACUGUUUACCUUGAAAGCCCCAAGGACGACUAACUGAAAUCCAAAUAAAAUCACCCUGCAGCUUCAUAUUACCUUCUGAA